This is a messenger RNA of Cuculus canorus (common cuckoo), 1673 nucleotides long. It is a transcript of the gene ZUP1, whose product is annotated as zinc finger containing ubiquitin peptidase 1. The record is from RefSeq and is a predicted model, not a curated record. The transcript has 8 exons. NCBI's taxonomy places the organism in Eukaryota, Metazoa, Chordata, Aves, Cuculiformes, Cuculidae. Bases 414 to 1583 code for a protein of 389 amino acids.
ACUUUAAAGGACAUACAAGUAUUUGCACUUUGCAGUAUAGAAUCUCAGCAAAAUUUAAAUAUUUCCUGGUUUAAAAAGACGAUGUUUGUAUGUAACUUUGUAUGUUAGCCAGAACUAAAAGUUGAGCGAAAAAUGAUUAAAAGACAGCUAUAUUAUCUAUUUUUUUCCUAACUUAGAAAGUUUUCAUAUGUGGAAUUUGGAGUAGGAUAUUCCAGUGUGAUGAGCUGAAAAUCUAUAGCUUAUAGAAACUUGAUAUUUUUUCUCAAUUUUUUUCUCUAAACACUUACACUGUUUCAUUAGUCAUAAUGAUAAAGUAAAGGAAUCAAAAUUAAUUUUAUUUACUAGCAUGGGUAAUAAAAUUCCACGGAGUCCCUAUCAAGUUCUCUGAUCCUAAAUUUUUUUCUCCCUUUAUUAUGAGACUGCUGACAGUGAUCCUGGAAGCUAAAAACUGUGUGGUGGUGAAGAAACUUGGACUUCUUGCUAACAACAAAUCCUCUCGCUUUGGAAUGUUAUUCCUGGUAGGUGAAAACAUAAAAGAUCUAGAACUGGCUCAACAGCUGCAAACUGAAGAAUGUGAACGGCAGAGAUCAGAGGAAGACAAGCAAGAGAGGGAAGAAUUUAAAAAGCUGCAGAGGCAGUAUGGAUUGGAUAAUUCUGGAGGCUACAAGCAGCAAUUCCUCAAGGAUAUGGAAAGGGAAGUUGAUAAAGGAAGGAUGCAGCCUUUUGAAUAUCACAAGAGAAAAGCUGAUAUGAUGGAAUGUUUGGCUUUUGGUAUAGAUGAUGGAAAAACAAAGACCUCAGGAGUCAUUGAAGCAUUGUGCAAGUAUUAUCAGAAUGAAAACAAAGAUGUGCGGCGUGUAUGGCUUUCAACAGGAGUAGAUCAUUUCCACUCAUCUUUGGGUGACAGAGGCUGGGGCUGUGGUUACAGGAAUUUCCAAAUGCUCCUUUCCUCCCUGUUACAAAACAGCCUGUAUAAUGACUGCUUACAAGGUACUACACUAAUUCCUAGUAUACCAAAGAUUCAGUCCAUGAUUGAAGAUGCUUGGAGAGAAGGCUUUGAUCCUCAUGGGGCAUCUCACUUCAACAACAAAUUACAUGAUUCCAAAGCAUGGAUAGGAGCGUCUGAAAUUUAUUCACUAUUAACCAGUCUCAGGAUAAAGUGUCAAAUCAUUGACUUUCACAAACCGACUGGCCCUAUGAGUACACACCCAUGUUUAUUCGAGUGGGUUUUGCGUUACUAUUCUACUGAUAACGAAGGUGGUGCAAAAAAAGUAGUGUGUACUUCCAAACCACCUAUCUAUUUGCAACAUCAAGGUCAUAGUCGUACUGUUGUUGGAAUAGAAGAGAAGAAGAAUAAAACCUUAUGUUUGCUAGUAUUUGACCCGGGAUGUCCUUCCCAAGAAAUGCAGAAACUGCUAAAACAGAACAGUGAUGGUACUGGCCUCAAACUACUUCGGAAGUUUUUGGGUAGCUUAAAAGAAAAGCAAUACCAGAUAGUGGCUGUAGAUGGUGUACUCUCAUUGGAAGAGAAAGCUGCUCGCUGCCAUGCUUCUCAGGUCUUAACAUCAGAGAAGGUUCCGUAAAGAAUUCCUUUAUUACCUCUUUUGGAAUUUGCUCGAUGCAAAACAUUAAGCUUCUGGACUGUGACCUUAGCUCAACAAUUUUUAAGUAAA